Molecule: messenger RNA, 1294 nt
Organism: Colletotrichum godetiae
Lineage: Eukaryota; Fungi; Ascomycota; Sordariomycetes; Glomerellales; Glomerellaceae
Product: short chain dehydrogenase/reductase
Exons: 1
Coding region: 98-1099 (333 amino acids)
Cellular component (GO): endoplasmic reticulum
Molecular function (GO): oxidoreductase activity
Source: RefSeq, a predicted model, not a curated record
GACAAACUCCAACUCCGCACAACUUUCCUCAAUACAUGCCUUCAUCCGCACGUCACAUCCCACAUUAGCACCUACCACGAACUCCCCCGCACGUUAAAUGGCGAACACGCAAACCAUCAUAACUUUUGUCGGUAUUUUGACGAUCGGUAUUACCGUCGUUAAAAUAGCGAAUUGGAUUGCCAUCUACACACUUCCUUCGAGACUUAGUCGUUAUGCGCACAAUUCGUCGAACGGCGAUGCGCCCUGGGCCCUGGUGACCGGUGCUUCAGACGGCAUUGGUCGUGCCUUUGCAUCCGAAUUGGCGAUGCAAGGGUUCAACGUCGUACUUCACGGGCGGAAUCACGCCAAGCUCUCUGCUGUCGCGUCUGAUUUGCGAACAAAAUGCCCAGAAAGCUCAUUCCGCAUACUGGUGGCAGACGCGAGUGCUGUGCCAUGUAUCAACUGCAGUGGGGCUGUGCGGCCAUCUCAAACCGGUAAUUCUUCGCAAGCUCCUUUGGAUUUUGAGUCGAUUCAAGCAGAGCUUCGCGAGUUGCACCUCACCGUAGUCGUCAACAAUGCGGGAGGCGGCCCGACCAAUCCGGUUUUCUCGCCCCUCAUCGAAUGCUCGAUGGACCGGAUCAACAGCAACGUCAGCCUGAAUGCGCUUUUCCCACUACACUUGACACGAGUGCUCCUACCAACUCUCCAGCAAAAUGCGCCGGCCAUGGUUAUGAAUAUCAGCUCCAUGGCAGACCAAGGAUUUCCUCUACUGGCGGCAUACAGCGCUAGCAAGCAGUUCCUCAUGAAUAUGACGCGUGCCGUGGGUCUGGAGUUCAAACUUGACGAUGCGGCCAACAGCGUUGAAAUGCUAGGCGUCAGAAUCGGCAGAGUCACAGAUGUUUCGCAUUUGAAGGAGGCCCCAUCGCUAUUUACACCCGAUUCUCAGACUAUGGCCAGAGCCGCCUUAGCACGGAGCGGUCGUGGGCAUGGAGUAGUUAUUGGAUACUGGAGCCACGCGCUACAACAAGCCGCAUCCAGCUUUUUGCCGAUGUGGGCCAAAGAUCAAGUUGUUAUGGCUAUCAUGCGUCAGCAAAGAGCAGGAGAGUUGAGAACACGAUGAACAAUGUCUGUUGUUCUUGAGCAACUAUCACAUACCGAAGACGUACAUGAACACAUAGUGAGGCGCUUAAUGACAGACCUCUCGUAGAAUACCUUUUUGUUGACGACCUCCAUUAAGUCAUUAACGACAUGGGUCUAAGACCAACCGCCAGCCACUAAUCAUUUAUCCUAUAAUCGAACUUGAUGAUGAGCAGAA